Carassius carassius (crucian carp) is the source of this 2322-nucleotide messenger RNA. Its product is annotated as zinc finger protein 385A-like. NCBI's taxonomy places the organism in Eukaryota, Metazoa, Chordata, Actinopteri, Cypriniformes, Cyprinidae. The transcript is spliced from 8 exons. Gene Ontology annotation, molecular function: nucleic acid binding; zinc ion binding. The coding region runs from base 461 to 1774 and encodes 437 amino acids. The record is from RefSeq and is a predicted model, not a curated record. Gene Ontology annotation, cellular component: nucleus.
AGAGAGAGAGAGAGAGAGAGAGAGUGCUGCACAGACACCGGCUUGACUGUGUUACUGAGGCAUUUCUUCAUGGUAUCUGAGAAAUGUUCCUGUUGAAGGGAAACUGUUCAUCUUCUGUCUGCUGUAGAGAAGUACGGUGCAUCCCAGUAUACCUACAGGGAUUUCGGCUCAUUAACUGACCAGGGCUCUGGCAUUUCUGACCCCCCUCCCAACCCCGUUCUCGGGACCUUCCCCCACAUUGCCCUCUGACUCACCUGAGAGAAGACGGCAAAAGACCUGCAGAUCCCUCCCCUCAGAAUACUGCUCAUUCACCUGGAGAGAGUGGACAUACAAGAUACAGGAUGGACAACAGAUAUGCUCUCUCUCACGCUGCAUUGGCUGCUUGACUCACUUCUGGUUUGGAAGAGAGACGCAGAGAGGAGUGCGAAGACAAACUUGUGUUCCCCUGGAUUAGAAUUCGAUGAAAGCUGGUCCUGAUUACAGGAGCGAGGCUUUUAGGAUGAUCUUGGGAAGCAUCAACCGAACAGGGGCUGUCCCUACAUUUCUGCGGACACCCACAGUCAUCCAGCCUCAUCUGGAUAUGAAGCCCUUUCUACAGUUUCCAAUGGAGACUCCUUCUCCACACAGUGUUGGGCUCUUCCACAACUUCAAUGCGAUGGAUCCUGUUCAGAAGGCAGUGAUCAACCACACCUUUGGAGUCCCACUGGUGAAGACCAAACGGCCAAUCAUUUCCUGUAAUGUCUGUCAGAUCCGUUUCAACUCUGAGAGUCAGGCAGAAGCCCACUACAAGGGGAACCGUCAUGCUAGGAGAGUCAAAGGCAUUGAGACCUCCAAGAGCCGCCCACAAGACAGUGACAAACCUCCUCCCGGACCCGUCUCGUCACCCUCACCUACGGGACCCUUACCGGCCAUCUCUGAUACUGACCCCAGCAAAACAGAUGAGACACAGUCAGCUCCACAGUUAAAUGGACCUUCGGUGGCCCCAGAGCCCAUGGCCAUUUCUGCUCCCCCUACCCCAGAAUCCCCCGGUCCUUCUGCCUGUCCUCUUCUGCCCACCCCCACUACCCCUCAACCAUCUCCGGCCACCUCCUCAUCUCCUGGCUGUGGCUCUUCUAACCCAGAGCAGACUGGCACCGGGACCCCUGGGGCACCAUCAGUAACUCCCAGCAACCCUGAGACCGAAGAGGACAAAGCCAAGAAGCUACUUUACUGCUCACUGUGCAAAGUGGCCGUCAAUUCACUCUCCCAGUUGGAGGCCCACAAUAAAGGCACUAAACACAAAACCAUUCUGGAAGCCCGCAGCGGAUUGGGCCCCAUUAAGGCGUACCCUCGUUUGGGUCCAAAGCCCAGUGGGGAGCAGGGAGGCGGGGCCACAGACCCCAAUACUCAGGAACGCACCUUCCACUGUGAGAUCUGCAAUGUGCGGGUCAACUCAGAACUGCAACUUAAACAGCAUAUAUCAAGUCGAAGGCACCGAGAUGGUGUGGCAGGAAAGCCAAACCCCCUUUUGAGCCGACACAAGAAGCACAGGGGAGCUGACUUUGCAGAUCUCACCAAAGCGUUGGGCGCUGGCCUCUUGCCAAGUCCUCUGGCUAUUGCUGCAGCAAUGGCAGCAGCCGCCUCCUCCAAUCAGCUUGCUCUCCGCGCAGCAGCCCCCACCCACCAUCCACAUCAUCACAUCCUGCAGGGUCCGCCUCUCAGCCACACCAUCUUGAGACCAGCUCCAGGGCCCAUACGCACAUCGCAUGGUCCUAUUCUGUUCUCACCAUACUGACUUCGCCCUCACCCCCCCCCCCCCUUUGUCCAAUCACAGCCAGUCUGGAGCCUCACCUCCAAAAGCACACUGUGAAGACAAAAAAAUAGUGAAACACCACAGCAAUGACAAAAAUCGGCCCAUCAACAAUAACGUCAAUUAUUAACUCAAGCAGAAGGGGGCGCAUCCAUGAAGGAGGGUGCGACUGGCGUUCCAACCCUCUUUCCAUCUCUGUCUCUGUUUGUUCGGAUCGAGUGAUUUAUGAAUGGUCAAAUGCGGAGAUUGUUGGAAUAGAGCAAUAUUGUACGCUGAGUGCAUCUGACGUCCUUGUACCUUCCCUCUAUUUCUACUCAUACUGUGAGGUAGCAGCAGUCACGUGGUAGCCAGACAUGCUGGAAUGAGUUCUUUCUGGACACCCAAAACACACAACCCAACACACAAAGACUACAGAUAAAUGUUGUUCUGAAAAAAAUGCACCCUUAACCCUAUGCACCUUGAGAAACCAUCAGUAUGCUUCUCAAAGUAUUCACUGUAUUCAACUAGUCUUGUCUGGCUUUGGCAUCUUUGCA